Molecule: messenger RNA, 1710 nt
Organism: Selaginella moellendorffii
Lineage: Eukaryota; Viridiplantae; Streptophyta; Lycopodiopsida; Selaginellales; Selaginellaceae
Product: ultraviolet-B receptor UVR8
Exons: 10
Coding region: 275-1585 (436 amino acids)
Source: RefSeq, a predicted model, not a curated record
GCAUCGUCGCCGCAGAGAUCACCGAUCGUCGUUCCCACCAAGGUGUCGCCGGCGAGCCCCGACGAUGGGUGGAGGGCUGUGUGUAGUGGAGGUUGUGGUUUUGCUCUAGCUCUCUCAGGUAGGAACAGAAACGAAACAGUCGCAAGAAUGCAGAUGGAAUGAAGAUGGGUAUGCAGCCGCUUGAGUGAUUUUGCAGAUGCCAGAGCUUAUCUUCUUCAGUAAAAAACAAUAAAAUUCUAACUUUGUGUUGUGGCUUUUGUUGUUUCUUCCUUUGAUGGAUCCUAACACAACAGAGAGUGGAAAAUUGCAUACUUGGGGCUCGACUGAUGAUCUUGGGCAGUGUUACCACAUUUCCGGAAAACACCAGGAGCAUCCGGAACCUUUCCCAUUACAAACACCGCCAGCGAUUUUUGCAGCUGCAGGCUGGGCCCAUUGCGCUGUUGUGACAGAGACUGGCGAAGUGUAUACGUGGGGAUGGAAGGAAUGCGUUCCAAGUGACAAAAACUGUGUGGAGCAGGGUGUUUCGGGAGAUCCUUACGACUAUCAAGGACGAACCGAAGAGUUAAAACACGUGGAACCCGACUUGGACUCGAGUCCCGGGCACUCCCCAGAGGCGCGUCGUAGGCUGAAACGGGCUGGACCCGACCACAAUUCUCCAGAGAAACACCGACUAGGAUCAAGCAGUAGCAGAGUACAGAGUCCUCGCAGUGCUCUAAAGGUCAAUGACAAAGUUGAUUCCAGCAAGAAACGCAAAGUCAGCACGGAUGAAGCUGGCUCUCCUGACAGUCCUGGAGCUGGUGUCGACGAAGCGGUGGUAGCACCUCUGUGCUGUGUUCCAAUGCCUGCCAAAGUUAUUCUUGUCGCAACGGGAGGGCGACAUACUUUGGCACUUACAGACACUGGCCAGGUAUGGAGCUGGGGAUAUGGAGGCGAAGGUCAGCUGGGCCUGGGUACUCGCAUGCGCACGGUCUCGUCACCGCAGCCAAUACCGCUGGAGCCGUCAACUUACUGGCUGAGAAAAGGCAACAGGGCUGGUGCAGUAAAGCCACCGGGUAGUUAUAUAGUUGGAAUUGCUUGUGGUGGGCGACACAGUGCAAUCUUAACAGAUGGUGGAGCUGUUCUGACUUUCGGAUGGGGACUCUACGGCCAGUGUGGGCAAGGCAGCACAGAAGACGAGCUCAGCCCAAACUACGUGUCUUCUCUUGGUGGUCUCCACGUUACAGCGAUCGCAUCUGGGCUUUGGCACACACUGUGCAUCACAGAUACUGGGGAGGUGUACGCUUUUGGUGGGAAUCAGUUCGGACAACUCGGCGUUGGGGGCGAUCACUCGGAGACGCUCCCUAAGCUUGUAGAGGCCGCGGUGCUGGAGGACGAGUGCGCAAAGUCAGUGUCCUGCGGUGCUCGACACAGCGCAAUAACCACAGAAAAGGGGAAGGUUUUUUGCUGGGGAUGGAACAAGUAUGGCCAGCUAGGACUUGGCGACACGGGCGACCGUGAUACUCCUCAUGAAGUUCCGCUCGAGCACCGGGCAGUAAACGUAGCGUGUGGGUGGUGGCAUACUCUCGCGCUCACAGACCAACCGUGAUCGAUCAAGGAGUGUUUAGCUUGAUUGUAAGAUAUUGUUACCAGUGUUGACCCUUUUAGGCCAGUCAAACCUGGUAAAAAGUGUUUCAUUUCUUACUUAUUUAAUUGACUGGCAUUGAGUUUUAA